Molecule: messenger RNA, 2025 nt
Organism: Enhydra lutris kenyoni (northern sea otter)
Lineage: Eukaryota; Metazoa; Chordata; Mammalia; Carnivora; Mustelidae
Product: polypeptide N-acetylgalactosaminyltransferase 12
Exons: 10
Coding region: 1-1740 (579 amino acids)
Cellular component (GO): Golgi apparatus
Source: RefSeq, a predicted model, not a curated record
AUGUGGGGGCGCGCGGCCUGGAGGCGCUGCCCUCGGGGGCGGCGGCGCGGCCGGGAGGCGCUGCUGGCGUUGCUGGCGCUGCUGGCUCUGGCCGGGUUGGGCUCCGUGCUGCGGGAGCGGCGCGGGGCCAAGGCGGCGGAGCCGGGACCCCUGCGCACCCCGCGUCCGGGGCGGCGCGACCCGGUCCUGCCGCGGCCGCCGGUGCCCGACGACGCUCUGGGCGCGCAGGGUGAGGCGGUGCGGUUGCAGCUGCAGGGCGAGGAGCUGCGGCUGCAGGAGGAGAGUGUGCGGCUGCACCAGAUCAACAUCUACCUUAGCGACCGCAUCUCGCUGCACCGCCGCCUGCCCGAGCGCUGGAACCCGCUGUGCAAAGAGAAGAAAUAUGAUUAUGAUCACCUUCCCACGACAUCUGUCAUCAUAGCGUUUUAUAAUGAAGCCUGGUCAACCCUCCUCCGGACAGUCUAUAGUGUCCUCGAGACAUCCCCAGACAUCCUGCUGGAAGAAGUCAUUCUUGUAGAUGACUACAGUGAUAGAGAGCACCUGAAGGAGCGCUUGGCCAAUGAGCUGUCCAGCCUGCCCAAGGUGCGUCUGAUCCGCGCCAACAAGAGGGAGGGCCUGGUGCGAGCCCGGCUUCUGGGCGCUUCUGCGGCGAAGGGUGAAGUGCUGACCUUCCUGGACUGCCACUGUGAGUGCCAUGAGGGUUGGCUUGAGCCGCUGCUGCAGAGGAUUGGCAAAGAGGAGUCAGCGGUGGUGUGCCCUGUGAUCGAUGUGAUUGACUGGAACACGUUUGAGUACCUGGGCAACCCUGGGGAGCCUCAGAUCGGCGGCUUCGACUGGAGGCUGGUGUUCACGUGGCAUGUGGUCCCCGAGAGGGAGAGGGUGCGGAUGCGGUCCCCCAUUGAUGUCAUCAGGUCUCCAACGAUGGCUGGAGGGCUGUUUGCUGUGAGUAAGAAAUAUUUUGAGUAUCUGGGGUCUUAUGAUACAGGAAUGGAAGUUUGGGGCGGAGAAAACCUGGAAUUCUCCUUUAGGAUCUGGCAGUGCGGUGGGACCCUGGAGACACACCCCUGCUCGCAUGUUGGCCACGUUUUCCCCAAGCAAGCUCCCUACUCCCGCAACAAGGCUCUGGCCAACUGCGUCCGAGCCGCCGAAGUGUGGAUGGAUGAAUUUAAAGAGCUCUACUACCAUCGCAACCCGCACGCCCGCUUGGAACCCUUUGGGGAUGUGACGGAGAGGAAGCAGCUCCGUGCAAAGCUCCAGUGUAAGGACUUCAGGUGGUUCUUGGAGAACGUGUACCCAGAACUGCACGUGCCUGAGGACCGGCCUGGUUUCUUCGGGAUGCUACAGAACAAAGGACUGAAAGACUACUGCUUUGACUAUAACCCUCCCAAUGAAAACCAGAUCAUGGGACACCAGGUCCUUCUAUAUCUCUGUCACGGAAUGGGUCAGAACCAGUUCUUCGAGUACACGUCCCAGAAGGAAAUACGCUAUAACACCCACCAGCCAGAGGCCUGCAUCGCCGUGGAGGCAGGAAUGGACAUUCUCACCAUGCAUCUCUGCCAGGACACUGUCCCGGAGAAUCAGAAGUUCAACUUGCAGGAGGAUGGUUCUUUAUUCCACAUGCAGUCCAAUAAGUGCGUUCAGGCUGAGAGGAAGGCGUUCAGUGACAGUUUCGUACCCCUCUUGCGGGACUGCACCGACUCAGAACAUCAGAAAUGGCUCUUCAAGGAACACAUGGGAUAAACUGUCACUGUAUGAGGAGCUCAUGGAAGGAGCAGGAAGGCCCUGGACUGUGUCCGACAGAGACUGAGCUAUAUCCAGUGACAGAUCCACCCCCAAGCCAGCUGCUGUCCUUUGAUAAGGAAGUCACUUUACAACCUGUGCAGGUGAUGUUGGAUUUGAUAAGCUUUGUACUGAUUUUGAAAACCUCAAAAUUGCUCCCAUAUACCCUAUUUUCAAAGGGUAGUCAUAAAUUGUUAACUCUUGGUAUUCAGAGAAUUAAAACCUUUAAGUAUUUUUCUAUCAAGA